Linnemannia hyalina is the source of this 951-nucleotide messenger RNA. NCBI's taxonomy places the organism in Eukaryota, Fungi, Mortierellomycota, Mortierellomycetes, Mortierellales, Mortierellaceae. The record is from the annotation of a GenBank genome assembly.
AUGGCCACUCAAUCUCUUACUCUCCAGCCUAGCGGCCACAAGAUGCCCCUCUUGGGAUUCGGCACCUGGAAGGUCUCCAAGGACACCACCGCCAAUGUCGUCCUCAAGGCUAUUGAAGCCGGAUACAGACUCUUGGACUGCGCCUGCGACUAUGGUAACGAGGUCCAGGUCGGACAGGGUAUCAAGAUGGCCAUCGAGAAGGGCAUCGUCACCCGCGAGGAGCUCUUCAUCACCUCCAAGCUCUGGAACACCUACCACCACAAGGAACACGUCCCCUUGGCGUUCGCGCGCACCUUGAAGGAUCUUGGACUCGACUACAUCGACCUCUACCUGAUCCACUUCCCCAUCUCGCUCAAGUACGUCCCCUUUGAGGAGCUCUACCCUCCCGAGUGGGGCAACAUGGAGCAAGACCCCGUCCCUAUCCACGAGACCUGGGCUGCCAUGGAGGAUCUUGUCCGUUCCGGCAAGGUCCGUGAUAUUGGAGUUUCCAACUUCCCGGCGAUCCUGUUGAUGGAUGUCUUGUCGUAUGCCAAGAUCAAGCCUGCUGUUCUUCAUAUUGAGGUCCACCCUUACCUUAACAACUCUCAGUUGAUCAAGUUUGCUCAGAGCAAGGGUCUCCAGAUCACCGGCUACUCCAACUUUGGUCCAGCUUCCUACGUCGAAUUGGGCUCGCCCACUGCCCAGAAUGCCGUCCCCCUCUUCAAGGAGGAGCGCCUCUCCAAAAUCGCCGCCGACCACAAAAAAACCGUCGCCCAGGUUAUCUUGCGUUGGUUGGUCCAGAACAAUGUUGCUGUUAUCCCCAAGUCCUCGGACCCCGUCCGCGUUGCCCAGAACGCUGAUAUCUUCUCGUUCGUGUUGUCUGAGAAGGAGGUUGAGGUUAUUGAUGGAAUGAACAUUCCUUUGCGUUUGAACGAUCCUGGUGCAUAUGCCAACAUCCCCAUCUAUGCUUAA